Mobula hypostoma (lesser devil ray) is the source of this 401-nucleotide messenger RNA. RefSeq names its product thioredoxin domain-containing protein 6-like. NCBI's taxonomy places the organism in Eukaryota, Metazoa, Chordata, Chondrichthyes, Myliobatiformes, Myliobatidae. The record is from RefSeq and is a predicted model, not a curated record. Bases 46 to 360 code for a protein of 104 amino acids. The transcript has 4 exons.
UGUGGACCAUGUAAAGCAAUCUUAAGUACGUUCAGGAGAUUGAAAAUGGAAUUUGGGGAAGAGCUGUUACAUUUUCACACAGUUCAAGCUAGCCUCAUUCCAUUGCUACAAGGAUUUGAUGGAAAAUGUGAACCUGCCUUCUUGUUUAUUGUGGCUGGUAAGAUCGUGGAUUAUGUAAAAGGUGUCAAUGCACCAGUUAUUAUUAGAAAGAUUAUUGAGUAUUUGGAGAUGGAAACUGAAUACUACGAGAAAGGAAUAGAACGUCAAGAUGCGACCACACUGAUGGACAUGCAUGGCGUCUUCUUACACCGGCUCCAGCUUCCGUUUUGUUCCAAACCAAACACUGGUAUAUAUGAAUGACGGGAAGGCAGACUACCUUAUUAAUAUGUAUUAGAUACUCU